GUACCUUUCUACGUACCUACGUACCUACGUACCUACUUUCCUACUUUCCUACUUUCCUACCCUCCUACCUGAUAGUCUCACUCUCACUCUUUCCCAGUCUUUCUUUCAUUCUUCUUAUUACAUGCCUACUCCCCGGCCUUCUUGGUAUUGCACCACUCUACUUUUUGUUUCUUGCCUCUUUCCCCAUCAUCGAGAGCAGCUCACUGUCGUCAUUUUGACAAUUACAUUCAUUCCUUUCAAGAAACAUAUUUCACGCUCUUUUACUUUUACAUCUAUCGACUCUCUUUCGUGGCAAGAUACACGUUAAGAGAUUCUUGUGUGCAUACAAAUAUCAUUCUCUUCUAUUCGAAUCUUGGAGGUUAUCGUCGCAUUGUGAGAUCAGACGAAAGCAUCUCGACUUCCAGACCUCACGCAAAACAUACAAUAUUCAUUUAUUGAAGAGGGAAGUUUGUUGUCAUUAGAGUGAAUCAUUUACCAUCGAACCAUUUUCUUUGAGAAAUCCUGUGGUCGCUUCGCCCAAUUUCGACCGGAAAUAUCAACAUAACCAACAGAUCCUUCGACCAGGCAAACAACAACCACCACCUUAACCAAAAAUUCAACCACUUCCAAAGAACGUUCCUCACUUUUAAAUCUUUCCGUUCUGCACAUUCGUUUGUGGGUCUUCAUUGCUUUCAAGAAGUCAACAUUUACAUACAUCAUAAAAAGAAGAACAUUUCGCUAUCGAUUUUCAAUCCAAACUUUCAAAAUGCGCGGAAACUCCUUCCUCGAGAAGGCGACCAUCUUGGCGGGUUUAGCUAGUAACGUUGAUGCUUUCUGGCGUUUGCCAUGUAGAAGUAGAAGUGGAUUGGCAAGACUUGACCCAUUGGUUAACCCUGGCGCAAUCGCUCAGCAUGCACAUGCUAUUCAUGGUUCCAGCGGUAUGUUGGUAUUUAUUUAUUGAUUCGGAAGGGAGAUGCUAAUUUGGCUUGGUGACUAGGUUUUGGAAAAUCCUCAGGAUAUGACGAUUUAAUGGCUGGAAACUGUACUUCCUGUGAAGUCAGUCAAGAUAAAUCCGCCUAUUGGAUUCCUUCCCUUCACUUCAAGAAUGCGGCUACUGGAAAAUUCGAGAUUGUUGAGCAGGUUGGGGGUAUGCUUGCGUAAGUUUAAUCUUUUACCCUCUGCUUCUUGAAAAGUGUUCCAGAAACAUUGUUCCUAAUGCAUCACCAUAGGUACUACCUCCUCUAUGGAGAUAAUAUUAAAGCUUUCCCCGAAGGCUUUGCCAUGAUUGCAGGAAACAACGAACUCCGUAACUUCUCCAGUUACCCCGUUCCUGAUGUCGACAAAUCGAACUGGAACCAAGCUCCAUACAAUAGCCAAGCUUUCCUCAGACAAGCAGCUCUCGGUUUCAACUGCUUGAACUAUGCUGCUGCUGCCGAAGGAUCCCUUUACCGUCAUUUCUUGCCAGAUAAGGACUAUCUUGAUGCCAACUGCGCGGACGGUGUCAGAUUCGAACUCAUGUUCCCAUCAUGCUGGAACUCCACUGCAGGACCAACCGCACCAGAUUCGAAAUCCCACAUGGCAUAUCCUUCCGAAGUCAUGACUGGUACUUGCCCAGAAGGAUUCGAUACUCGUCUCGUCUCGCUCUUCUAUGAAACCAUCUGGAACACCGCUGCCUAUAAAGGGAUCGAUGGAGAAUUCAUCAUUUCUAACGGUGAUCCAACUGGCUACGGCUAUCACGGAGAUUUCAUCAUGGGUUGGGAAGAGUCAUUUUUGCAAAAUGCUGUUGAUACCUGUACUAACCUUUCCGGAGAAAUUAGCGAUUGUCCACUUUUUGACAUUCAAGAUGCAAGUGUAUAUGGAUCUUGCAGCUUUGAAAUGCCAGCAGAUUUGGUAAACGAUGAGAUCAAUGGUCCUAUGGCAACCCUUCCUGGAAAUGUCCCCGUUCAAUAUGGACCUGGUCAAGCCUCUAGUGAUACACCCGGUGAACCCACCGCCGUGGCAUCUUCAACUUCAUCUGCCAAAGGAUCAAGCGCAGCUUUCACAACAACUAGCCCAUCUGCUAUCGUACCAACUCUUUCUCACUCUGCCGGAUCUACCAUUGGUAAGCUUACUAAUCUCACUGUCUUUUACACCUAAUUCUGUCUUUCCAUCUCAACAACUUUCUUAAACUUUUAAUUUUUGUAUUCGUUCUUUCGAAUCAGCUUCAACUCCUCCUAUCUCAAUUUCUUUUUCUGAUAGGCGAUUAUUAACUCCAUAAUGUCACAGUCGCUUCUUUGGGCGAAACCUAUGUACCAGGUGGUGUUUUCGCCGCUGUUGAAUCUGGAGUUUCCUACUCAAGUUCAAGCUCAUCGACUAUUGCCACAGAUGGGGCCGCCGUUACAAGCUCAUCAACUACCGUAGCAGGUGGAUAUGCCGCUGCUUCAAGUUCGCCAAUUAGCGCACCAGGUGGAGUUGCCGCCGUUUCAAGCUCUCCAACUACACUUCUCACCGCCUCAUCAGCAUCCGCAUAUUCCACAUCUUUCUCAACCACAACUGCACUCUCAAAUCUCAAUGAAGAUGUAGAGGUUGAUGAAGUAUUUUGGGUAGAAGAAACCGUUACUGUUACCACAACAGCACAAGCUGGUGUUGCUAGAAGAAGACAUUUGCACGAACAUCAACGGGCUAAGAAGAGAGGAAACUUUGCUUAAGAAGUAGAAGUCCACUUAGUUUUUAGUUUUUAGUUUUUAGUUUUGAUUUGAGUUUUUAUCGCGUCCAUGUAUUCUUUUCUUGAUUCAUGCAUAUCUUUUUGCAUUUUAUGACCUUGGUGACGGGGUUUGGGUUGGAUAGGAUAGGAUUUGUAUAGAUUGAAAUAGAGAAAGAGGUGAUGCCAAGGAUUUGCUCUCAUCUCACUGUAGUGGAAAGAAGACUGGCCCCUAACUGUUAUUAUAUAUGAUAUGUACUUGCAAGUAGAGCCGAGCAGUAACAUUUUCUGGGCGAUUUAUUCUGGGCUGGAUAUGAGUGUGGCUAAUGGGCAUGGGCAUAGAUAGAUAGAUAGAUAAAAAUGUGAAAAUUAUAAGAUUGUAAUGUUAUAAGAUUAU
Messenger RNA from Sclerotinia trifoliorum, 3056 nucleotides. NCBI's taxonomy places the organism in Eukaryota, Fungi, Ascomycota, Leotiomycetes, Helotiales, Sclerotiniaceae. The record is from the annotation of a GenBank genome assembly.